This is a messenger RNA of Oncorhynchus mykiss (rainbow trout), 9029 nucleotides long. RefSeq names its product ubiquitin specific peptidase 32 (gene usp32). Lineage: Eukaryota; Metazoa; Chordata; Actinopteri; Salmoniformes; Salmonidae. The record is from RefSeq and is a predicted model, not a curated record. Gene Ontology annotation, molecular function: calcium ion binding; cysteine-type deubiquitinase activity. Gene Ontology annotation, biological process: protein deubiquitination. Gene Ontology annotation, cellular component: Golgi apparatus.
AGGCGGAGGCGACGAGAGAGACGGAGGCGACGCGACGAGAGGGGCGGAGGUGACGAGAGGCGUCGCUCGUUGAAAACACAGCAAAGCACAUCACUGGUAACGGAUUUCGCAAGAAACGGACAACGGCAACAGGCGCCGUUCAUACACUCCACAUUUUAUUUUCUCACAUCUUAGUGAAAUGAGGGCAACAUGGGUGCAAAGGAGUCAAGGAUAGGUUUCCUUUCGUAUGACGAGGCCAUUAAAAGAGUAACUGAUGUGGAGUUGAAGCGGCUGAAGGAUGCCUUUAAGAGGACCAGUGGCCUGUCCUACUACAUGGCCCAACAGUGCUUCUACAGAGAAGUACUGGGAGACGGAGUCCCUCCAAAGGUUGCAGAGGUCAUCUACAACUCGUUUGGGGGCACGUCUAAAGGACUGCACUUCAACAACCUCAUCAUUGGCCUGGUGCUGCUGACUAGAGGACGAGAUGGGGAGAAGGCCAAGUACCUCUUCAGCCUGUUUGCCAGUGAGUCUGGUGGCUAUGCGGCGCGGGACGACAUGGAGGCCGUACUACGGGCAUUGGACGGGGAAGUCCCGCCCUCUCUCAGGAAGUGCUUCAGCGAGGGGGAGAAAGUCAACUAUGAGCGCUUUAAGAACUGGCUCCUUCAGAACCCGGAGGCGUUCACCUUCUCCCGUUGGCUGCUCUCCGGAGGCGUGUGCGUCACCCUCACAGACGACAGCGACACGCCCACCUUCUACCAGACUCUGGCCGGAGUCACACACUUAGAAGAGUCUGAUAUCAUUGACUUGGAGAAGCGCUAUUGGCUGCUGAAAGCCCAGUCCAGGACCGGACGCUUUGACUUGGAAACUUUUGUCCCGCUGGUCUCUCCUCCUAUUCACGCUUCGCUAGGUGAAGGUUUGUUUCACGCCUUUGACGAGAACCGGGACAAUCACAUCGACUUUAAGGAGAUCUCCUGUGGCCUGUCUGCCUGUUGCCGGGGGCCCGUCGCCGAGAGGCAGAAAUUUUGUUUCAAAGUGUUUGACGUGGACCGGGACGGGGUUCUGUCCCGAGACGAAAUCCACGAGAUGGUAGCCGCACUCCUGGAAGUUUGGAAGGACAAUCGCACAGACACACUCCCUGAGCUGCUCACCAACGUGUCGGACAUAGUGGAGGGUAUCCUGAACAUGCACGACACGACCAAGCUGGGUCACCUGACCCUGGAGGACUACCAGAUCUGGAGUGUGAACAGCGCUCUGGCCAACGAGUUCCUCAACCUGCUCUUCCAGGUCUGUCACAUUGUCCUUGGGCUUCGACCUGCCACUGCUGAAGAGGAGGGACAAAUCAUCAGGGGGUGGCUGGACAGAGAGGGCAGACAUGGGCUUCACCCUGGGGAGAACUGGUUCCUCAUCUCCAGCCAGUGGUGGACGCUCUGGAAGGACUACGUCAGAUAUGACCGCAAGUCCAUCGUGGUGGAUCAGCCCUCUAUCCUCUCCUCUCUGAGGAAUCCUCAGGCCUCUGCGACCGUCGAGCCUGCCCCCCUGGAGCCAGGGGUAGGUGAAGGUCUGGGGGUCCCCAGCCCAGCCAGCACCUCAGAGGAGAGGUCCCCUGAUGCUGUGUCCAGCGCCUCUGAAGCCACAGAGACCCAAAGCACAGUGGUGACCCCCCAGGCCGGCCCCUCAGCCACAGAGAUCUGUUUUGCCCGGCAACACAACAUGUCAGACAACAACCAGUGUUUCUCCGGGGCCAACGGCCACAUCCCCUCCCUCUCUCAGUCCCAGCUGGCAGCUCAGAGGCCUGGAGCCAUCGACAACCAGCCCCUGGUCAACACAGACCCCAUGAAGGCCCCCACAUUGACCAUGGAGGGAGGCCGGCUGAAACAGUCCCUACAGCUGGUGGCGGGCAGGGACUUUGAGACGGUGCCAGAGCCGGUGUGGAGGGCGCUGUUCCACUGGUAUGGCGCCAACCUCAGCCUGCCACGACCGGUGAUCCAGCAGACGAAAACAGGCCGUGCUGAGCUGGAGCUCUUCCCACGCUACCUCCUCUUCCUGCGGCAGCAGCCCGCCACACGCACCCCCCAGUCCAACAUCUGGGUUAACAUGGGUAUGACCAGCCUGAGAAUGUUCCCCCAGCAUCUCCCCAGAGGUAACGUGCCCUCCCCCAACGCUCCUCUGAAGCGUGUCCUGGCCUAUACAGGCUGUUUCAGCCGCGUGGGCACCAUCAAGGACAUCCACCUGUACCUGUCUCGGAGGCUACGCAUCAAAGACGAGGACAUGAGGCUGUGGCUCUAUAACAGCGAGAACUAUCUGACCCUCCUGGAUGAUGAGAACCACACUCUGGAGGGCCUGAAGAUUCAGGACGAGCAACACUUAGUUAUCGAGGUUCGGAACAAAGACAUGAGCUGGCCAGAAGAGAUGUCCUUCAUCGCCAACAGCAGUAAAAUGGACCGACAUAAAGUUGCUACGGAGAAGGGUGCCACGGGCCUCAGUAACCUAGGCAACACGUGCUUUAUGAACUCUAGUAUCCAGUGUGUUAGCAACACCACGCCCCUCACUGACUACUUCAUCUCAGGAAGACACCUCUAUGAACUCAACAGAACCAACCCCAUCGGGAUGCGAGGUCACAUGGCUAAAUGUUACGGAGACCUGCUGAUGGAGCUGUGGAGUGGAACGCAGAAGAACGUUGCCCCUCUCAAACUCAGGUGGACGAUAGCAAAGUACGCCCCGCGGUUCAACGGCUUCCAGCAGCAGGACAGUCAGGAGCUCCUGGCCUUCCUAUUGGACGGGCUCCAUGAGGACCUGAACAGGGUGCAUGAGAAACCCUACGUAGAGCUGAAGGACAGCAACGGACGACCCGAUUGGGAGGUCGCAUCAGAGGCGUGGGAGAACCACUUGCGGAGGAACCGUUCCAUCGUGGUGGAUCUGUUCCACGGCCAGCUCAAGUCCCAGGUCAAGUGUAAGACGUGUGGUCACAUCAGCGCCCGCUUCGACCCCUUCAACUUCCUGUCUUUACCCCUCCCCAUGGACAGCUCCAUGCACCUGGAGAUCACUGUCAUUAUGCUGGAUGGUUCUACCCCUGUACGGUUCGGCCUGAGGCUCAACAUGGAUGACAAGUACACUGAUCUGAAGAAACAGCUGAGUGAACUGUGUAGUCUGAAACCAGAACAGAUACUACUGGCUGAGGUCCACACCUCCAACAUCAAGAACUUCCCUCAGGAUAAUCAGAAGGUGCGUCUGUCGGUGAACGGCUUCCUGUGUGCGUUUGAGAUCCCUGUGCCAUGCUCCCCCACUUCCCUCACCUCUCCAACACAGACAGACAUCACCCCUGUGCCCAUGGUUAACGGGGUGGGGGUGGCAGCUAAAGCGCAUCCUGAUGGUAAGCCUGGUCUGAUCUCCAACGGCAUGCCCAGCACCAUGGUGCACUGCAGAGAGACCACAGAGAGAAGCCUGGCCAACGGAGGGGUGGGGGUGCCCAACGGACACGUGUCCCCCGUCCAGGACAGCCCCUUCAUCGGGUACAUCAUCGCCAUGCACAGGAAGAUGAUGCGGACGGAGUUGUAUUUCCUGUCCAGUCAGAAGAACCGUGCCAGUCUGUUUGGGAUGCCCCUGAUCGUUCCCUGUACGGUUCACACCAGUCAGAAGGACCUGUACGAUGCUGUCUGGAUACAGGUGGCCCGUCUGGCCAGCCCUCUGCCCCCGCAAGAGGCCAGCAACCAUGCACAGGACUGUGAUGACAGUAUGGGCUACCAGUACCCCUUCACACUGAGGGUGGUGGGGAAGGAUGGCAGCUCGUGUGCCUGGUGUCCCUGGUACAGGUUCUGUCGAGGCUGUGCGGUGGACUGUACGGAGGAUAGGGCCUCGGUAGGAAACGCCUGCAUAGCAGUCGACUGGGACCCGACAGCCCUGCACCUCCGCUACCAGACUUCACAGGAGAGGAUAGUAGAGGAGCACUGUAGUGUGCAGCAGAGUCGCAGGGCCCAGGCAGAGCCCAUCAGUCUAGACAGUUGUCUGAAGGCCUUCACCAGUGAGGAGGAGCUGGGAGAGGAUGAGCUCUACUACUGCUCCAAGUGCAAGACCCACCGCCUGGCCACCAAGAAACUGGACCUGUGGAGACUGCCGCCUAUACUGAUAGUACACCUGAAGAGAUUCCAGUUUGUGAACGGCCGCUGGAUCAAGUCUCAGAAGAUCGUCCAGUUUCCCAGAGAGAGGUUUGACCCUAGUGUUUACCUGGCUCCCCGGGAGGCGGGGCUUAACAGUCUGCAGAGCCGCAGCGAGGGGGAGGAGCUACGGAGGAUAGGAGGAGGAGAAACGGUCUCCUCCAUCUCCGCCCCUGCUGGGUUCCUCAACAUCCUCAAAGCCUCUCCUGCUUCAGGCAGGAAGUCAGCCCCUCCCUCUUCCAUCAGUUGUACCAGCAGCCCCUGCAGCAGCCCCAAGACAGGAGGAGGGUCAGGGAGCACAGGCCACAGACAGACCCGCCUCAGGCUUCCCCAGCUGGGCAGCCGCCACCGCCUCUCCAACAGCAAGGAGAACCUGGAGGGUAGUACUAGGGAGGGGGGCAGCGACUCCGACACCGAGCCCAGGGAGGGAAGACUGCAGGCGGACACGGAGGGUGGGCUCGUGGGAGUGAGGAGCGAGCCGGAGAUGUCCACCACAGACGCGUUUAGCAGCCUCAGUGACGUCAUCGUCAUGAACGGGGACAGCGGUGGCUAUUGCGACGGGCUACAGCGCACGGAGGCCAGUACGGCGCCCAGCACGAACCUAGAGACACCCACCACCACCCUUCUGCACCAAAGAGACAACAGCCUGAAGAACAUCUACAACUUAUAUGCAAUUUCAUGCCAUUCAGGUAUCAUGGGAGGAGGACAUUAUGUGACCUAUGCCAAAAACCCCAACAACAAAUGGUACUGUUACAACGACAGCAGCUGUAAGGAAGUGCACUCGGAGGAGAUGGACACGGACUCGGCCUACAUCCUGUUCUAUGAGCAGCAGGCGGUGGACUACUCUCAGUUCCUGCCAAAGACCGACGGCAAGAAGAUGGCCGACACCACUAGCAUGGACGAGGACUUUGAGUCUGACUACAAGAAGUACUGUGUCCUGCAGUGAUCAGGAUAACACCCUCGACCCACCUACCCCUCAACACUCUGCCUGUGACUCUGAACCGACCCACCUACCCCUCAACACUCUGCCUGUGACUCUGAACCGACCCACCUACCCCUCAACACUCUGCCUGUGACUCUGAACCGACCCACUUACCCCUCAACACUCUGCCUGUGACUCUGAACCGACCCACCUACCCCUCAACACUCUGCCUGUGACUCUGAACCGACCCACUUACCCCUCAACACUCUGCCUGUGACUCUGAACCGACCCACCUACCCCUCAACACUCUGCCUGUGACUCUGAACCGACCCACCUACCCCUCAACACUCUGCCUGUGACUCUGAACCGACCCACCUACCCCUCAACACUCUGCCUGUGACUCUGAACCGACCCACCUACCCCCCUCAACACUCUGCCUGUGACUCUGAACCGACCCACUCAGCCGUACACGUAUGGAAAGGAAAUUAACACAACGCUUCUUCUUCAGCCAAUCACUGGUCGCCGAGAAGCACAAAAUGGUCGUCACAAACUGAACCACUUGUUUUCCAAUAUCGGUGGAUACCCCCCCCCCCCCCUUUGUUGUUUUGAAAGGUUGCCAUGGGAACAACAUUUAAGCCCCACAUAAAGCACUAAACUGGUGUACAUUUAGCCUGAGGACCCCCCCCCCCCCUGUAUGUGUGCUGGAUUACCAUCACAUAAACUGAGAUUGCUUUCCUGUUGUGCAUUUUCCUCCCCUGCAGCCGUCAAAAUAUGUUCCCACGCCUACAUAAUGUCUGGCUCUAUAACUCUAUACAGUAACGGUAGGAUAAAGAUGACUGUGGUGUUGUUAUUGGUAAGGGCUCUUAUGUUCCUUCUUCAGUAGCGAUACUGUCAGUACAAAAACAACUCGUAUUGUUACCUCCACUGUCGCUUGCAUUUCAUUGGCCAAUUGGAACAGUAAAAAUUAACCUCACACACUUCCUAUGUUGAUGUCCACAAACACACACACACACACACAAACACACACACACACACACACGUGCGAGCACGCACUUCAAAAAAAAAUUACGAUCUCCCUUUUAUGAAGGAAAGGUUCCACAAAAUCGAGGUGUUUGACCUAAAUUUGGCCCCGUUGCCAAGCAACUGCCAAAACAAAAAUGUGCAAUUGCUGAUCAGUGUACCCAUUACAAUCGAAUGAGUUUUAGGGGGUGUUCAUUGUAAGUCGUUUUAACUCACAAGCUUGAGUUUAAAUCGGAGUUAUGUUCUGGACAGGUGCCAUAGAGGAUGUUUCAAAGAUUCAUAUAUAUAUAUAUAUAUAUAUAUUUUUAUUUGUUUUCUCUUUCUCCAAAUACUUAUUUUAUAGAGAUUUAUUUUUAUUGUAUUUUUUUAAUGCACAAUUUGGUCCCAUUUAAAGGUUGAUGUCGUCUCCACUGUUUGUCUACAGUACGUUGUAGGGAGCUAGUCUGAUACUGUAGAUGAAUAGGGUACAUCCCAGAUGGCACCCUAUUCCCUAGUGCACUACUUGUGACCUGGGCCCAUAGGGAAUAGGGUGCCAUUUGGGAUGGAUGCUAGGACUGCCUGUCAAAUUACCAUGUUGUAUCUAGUCCUCACCGCUCCACUCUCUCUCAACAAUACCAUGUUGUAUCUAGUCCUCACCUCACAGCUCCACUCUCUCUCAACAAUACCAUGUUGUAUCUAGUCCUCACCUCACAGCUCCACUCUCUCUCAACAAUACCAUGUUGUAUCUAGACCUCACCUCACAGCUCCACUCUCUCUCAACAAUACCAUGUUGUAUCUAGUCCUCACAGCUCCACUCUCUCAACAAUACCAUGUUGUAUCUAGUCCUCACAGCUCCACUCUCUCUCAACAAUACCAUGUUGUAUCUAGUCCUCACCUCUCCACUCUCUCAACAAUACCAUGUUGUAUCUAGUCCUCACAGCUCCACUCUCUCUCAACAAUACCAUGUUGUAUCUAGUCCUCACAGCUCCACUCUCUCUCAACAAUACCAUGUUGUAUCUAGUCCUCACAGCUCCACUCUCUCUCAACAAUACCAUGUUGUAUCUAGUCCUCACAGCUCCACUCUCUCUCAACAAUACCAUGUUGUAUCUAGUCCUCACAGCUCCACUCUCUCUCAACAAUACCAUGUUGUAUCUAGUCCUCACAGCUCCACUCUCUCAACAAUACCAUGUUGUAUCUAGUCCUCACAGCUCCACUCUCUCUCAACAAUACCAUGUUGUAUCUAGUCCUCACCUCUCCACUCUCUCUCAACAAUACCAUGUUGUAUCUAGUCCUCACCGCUCCACUCUCUCUCAACAAUACCAUGUUGUAUCUAGUCCUCACCUCACAGCUCCACUCUCUCAACAAUACCAUGUUGUAUCUAGUCCUCACAGCUCCACUCUCUCAACAAUACCAUGUUGUAUCUAGUCCUCACAGCUCCACUCUCUCAACAAUACCAUGUUGUAUCUAGUCCUCACCUCACAGCUCCACUCUCUCAACAAUACCAUGUUGUAUCUAGUCCUCACCGCUCCACUCUCUCUCAACAAUACCAUGUUGUAUCUAGUCCUCACCGCUCCUCUCUCAACAAUACCAUGUUGUAUCUAGUCCUCACCUCACAGCUCCACUCUCUCAACAAUACCAUGUUGUAUCUAGUCCUCACCGCUCCACUCUCUCUCAACAAUACCAUGUUGUAUCUAGUCCUCACCUCUCCACUCUCUCAACAAUACCAUGUUGUAUCUAGUCCUCACAGCUCCACUCUCUCUCAACAAUACCAUGUUGUAUCUAGUCCUCACCUCUCCACUCUCUCUCAACAAUACCAUGUUGUAUCUAGUCCUCACCUCUCCACUCUCUCUCAACAAUACCAUGUUGUAUCUAGUCCUCACAGCUCCACUCUCUCAACAAUACCAUGUUGUAUCUAGUCCUCACAGCUCCACUCUCAACAAUACCAUGUUGUAUCUAGUCCUCACAGCUCCACUCUCUCAACAAUACCAUGUUGUUAUCAUUUCCAUCAGCUGCUAGAUAAAAUAAUCUGUGGUAAAACACUACUUAAAGUGCGCUGUCAUAAGUAUGAUAUAAUAUGUCAUAACACACUAUGAUGGUUAGUGAUUACCCACGUUUCAUAGCAGGUAUGCUGACAGGUGUUGUGGCGUCUUUUUACCAACACUAGGAAGACUACGGUAGUGCACGUGAAGUAUAAACCAUUGCUUGAUCUGUUCAUGACUUGUGGCCAAAUGUCUGCUUCUCUGUCUGCCAUACGUGUGUUUCCAUGUCGAGAUGGCAGAGAUGUGACAUAGUCAAGCCAAAGUGUUACAUGGAUUCUACUGGCCAAUCAAAAGGCUCACAUUUUAGUGCUCUGAGAAAGAUUAAACCUGAUUGGGGGCGGUUGUCACUAGUUACCACAGCCACAAAGUCCAAAUUGGCUAUCUUGUACAAAUUCAUGAAUCCAAAAAGAUGUGCUUUUUGUUUUUUAUUUUAAGGUUUAGGCUUAAAGUUAGCAGUGUGGUUAGGUUUAUAAACAUAUUUUUAAGAAGAGAAGUUUUAGAAAUCGAUGGGGUUUAGCCAUAAUUACGACAUUGUGGCUGUGGUAACUAGUGAUGACCGAUUUGGUAAGGACGACAUUAUCAGGAGAUUUUAGUUCAGUGGACUGUCAGAGGAGACGUCGCCCUUUUGUUCCAAUACUUGAGAAAUGCGUCCUUCCUACAUUCCUUGAAGUAAUCACAGAGCUGAAGUGGUUGGGUUGGUGAAAAUACCAUGGUGGUUGGUACCCUUCGAUUAUAGCUUAUCCAAUCGCUUAUAGAGCUGUGAUUACCUUAAGGAAAGAAGGACUCAUUUCUAAAGCAUUCAAACAGGCCCAGUGUACUGGAAGAACGCACCUCAACCACUUUAUUUUUAUUUCACCUUAACUUUAAAGUCAUUUGAUAUAUUUUUUUUGGGGGGGGUUUUGUCUGGUUUUUAGUAGCAGCUCUUCUGUAGAGCGGCCA